AUGCAAUGGCCACCUAUCCAUGCAAUGGCCACCUAUCCAUUCCUCCGCUCCGCCCCCCACUCCCACACCUCCCCCUCUCCAGCUUCCUUCCUCUCCCCCCUUCCCCCCCUCCGCCCGCCAUCCCGCUCAUCUCAGGGCGCUUGUUUGAUUGUGGGGCCGGAGGCCUGCCGCCCAGUUUUGGCACCGCUGGCAGCGGAAGCGGCGGCGGCGUUUGUCCCAUCUGACCCGCUGGAGGGCAAAGAAUUGGAGGAGAGGGAUGCGGAUGAGGAGAAGGCGGGGAUAGAAGCCUUGAAGAACGUUCCCUUCUCGCAUGCAGGGGUGCCGUGGGGUGCUGUGGGGUGCUGGGUGCCGUGGGGUGCUGUGGGGUGUUGUGGGGUGCCGUGGGGUGCUGUGGGGUGCUGUGAGCAUUCCGCAUUUGCAUCAUACGUGCUCGCAUCUGACCCGCUGGAGGGUAAAAAAUUGGAGGAGAGGAAUGCGGAUGAGGAGAAGGCGGGCAUCGAAGCCUUGAAGAACGUGCCCUUCUCGCAUGCAGCUGCCCUGAUAGUGUACACGAGUGGCACCACGGGUCGACCCAAGGGAGUGGUGCACUCACAUAUAGGCCUCGCCUCCCAAGCCGGCAUGCUGGUGGACGCGUGGGACUUCUCCCCCUCGGACCGAGUGCUCAACGUGUUGCCGCUGCACCAUAUCCGCCCACACGCACCUUUCCAUCCCCUCUUUCUCCUGCCGCACCGCCUCCAUUGCCCUUGCACUUUCUCCACCUGUCUCAUACUCCUCUAUCCCUUCUCUACUUGUGUUGCCGCUGCACCAUAUCCGCCCACGCGCACCUUUCCAUCCCCUCUUUCUCCUGCCACGCACCGCCUCCAUUGCCCUUGCCCUUUCUCCACCUGUCUCAUACUCCUCUAUCCCUUCUCUACUUGUGCUGCCUCUGCACCAUAUCCGCCCACGUGCACCUUUCCAUCCCCUCUUUCUCCUGCCACGCACCGCCUCCCUUGCCCUUGCCCUUUCUCCACCUGUCUCAUACUCCUCUAUCCCUUCUCUACUUGUGCUGCCGCUGCACCAUAUCCACCCAUCCACACUUCCCCCUGCUUCUCUCUCCCUGCCACGCACCACCUCCCUUGCCCUUUCCCUUACACCUCACAACAAGGUUGCCUUUCUCCACUGCGUCAGCGCAGCAGCAGUGUGGCAGCGGUGGCGGGAGAGCUAACCUGCCGUCCAGUCUCUCCCCAGCCAUCGCUUCAGCGCAGCAGCCGUGUGGCAGCGGUGGCGGGAGAGAGGGAGGGGUGCAUGCGUUGUUGCAUUACUGCUCUACACUCCACCCCCUUGCGCAUCCCUUCAGGCCCCCUUGCUCCUUUUCCCACACAGGUCGAGUUCCUCCCAAGCCACCGCUUCAGCGCAGCAGCCGUGUGGCAGCGGUGGAGAGAAAGCUACCCCGACGGGAGUGCUGUUGUCAUAACACGACCACCCUCUCUGCCUCUCCCUCUUUCUCGCCCCGUGCUCCCAUCCUUUUCUGGUAGAGUUCCCCCCAUCCCCUUGCCCCGCAAAAGUUCCUCCCAAGCCAUCGCUUGGGAAACAAAAAAGGUCGAGCUCCUCCCAAGCCACCGCUUCAGCGCAGCACCCAUGUGGCAGCGGUGGAGGGAGAGAGGGGUGCAUGUGUCACUGCAUCACUGCUCUCCACCGCUUCACACCCUUGCUCCCUUCCCUCCCAGGCCGAGUUUCUCCCCAGCCACCGCUUCAGCGCAGCAGCCGUGUGGCAGCGGUGGCGAGAGAGCUACCCCGACGGGAGGUGCGCUGCGCGCAGCCAGACUCCAUCACAUUCUUCACCGGGGUGCCAACCAAGCCAAGCCACUACGUGCGGCUGCUGCAGGAGUGCAUGCCACUUUCUCGCCCCUUCCUCCCGUCCCUCCCAGGUCGAGCUCCUCCCCAACCAUCGCUUCAGUGCAGCGGCUGUGUGGCAGCGCUGGCGAGAAAGGAGAGCUACCCCGACGGGAGUCGAGUUCCUCCCCAACCAUCGCUUCAGCGCAGCAGCAGUGUGGCAGCGCUGGCGGGAGAGAGGGGCGCAUGUGCCGUUGCAUCACCGCUCUCCACCCCCUUGCACACCCCUUCACGCCCCUUUCUCCCAUCACUUUCAGGUCGAGUUCCUCCCCAACCACCGCUUCAGCGCAGCAGCCGUGUGGCAGCGGUGGCGAGAAAGCUACCCCGAUGGUCGCUGCACCAUCACGUAACCUUUUCACUGCACCCUCCCUCACCUCACUCUCCUCUCGCAGGUCGAGUUUUUCCCCAGCCACCACUUCAGCACAGCAGCCGUGUGGCAGCGGUGGAGAGAGAGCUACCCCGAUGGGAGCACAUGCCACCUCGCCACCUCUUCCCACCUCUUCCCACCUCUUCCCACUGGCUCUAACCCCUUCUAUCGCGCCCCAUGCCCCCGUCACAGGUCGAAUUCCUCCCCAACCAUCGCUUCAGCGCAGCAGCCGUGUGGCAGCGGUGGCGAGAAAGCUACCCCGACGGCCGGUCGAGUUCUUCCCCAGCCAUCGCUUCAGCGCAGCAGCCGUGUGGCAACGAUGGCGAGAAAGCUACCCCGAUGGUCGCUGUGCCCAGCCUGACUCAAUCACCUUCUUCACCGGGGUACCAACCCACUACAUGCGCCUGCUACAGGAGUUUGACCGCAUGCCCCUGCAGCUGCAGAGAAAAUCUGCUCUGGCCGCCAGCAAGCUGCGACUCAUGAUGAGCGGCUCUGCCGCGUGCCCCGACGAGCUCAUGCGGCGAUGGCACCAGGUCACGGGGCAGAGGCUGCUGGAGCGAUAUGGGAUGACCGAGUUCGCAAUGGCCCUCACCAAUCCGUUGCUGGGAGAGAAGAAAUCAGGCUCAGUGGGCGUGCCACUCAGAGGGGUUAAGUUCCAGCGCGUGGGCUGGGGGGUGGGGAGAGCUGCUGGUGAAGAGCCCUGGCAUGGUCCUGCGAUACUGGAACCGACCCCAGGAAACAACAGAGGCGUUCGAUCCACAGGGGUGGUUCCGCAUGGGUGCUUUUUCCCCCCCCUUUCCGUCACCCUUCUUGCUCCCAUUCCCGCUCAUUCCCGCUCAUUACCUCUCAACGCCUUCCAUUACCUCUCAACGCCUGUCAUUGCUCAGGAGACAGCAGAGGCGUUUGACCCACAGGGGUGGUUCCGCAUUGGUGCCCGCCCCCUCACCUUUCCUUCGCCCUUCUCGCUCCCAUUCCUGAGCAUUGCCUCUCAUUACCUCUCAUUACCUCUCAUUACCUCUCAUUACCUCUCAACGCCUGUCAUUGCUCAGGAGACAGCAGAGGCGUUUGACCCACAGGGGUGGUUCCGGACGGGCGAUAUUGCAUCGGUGGACAGCCAUGGGUACUGGCAGAUCCACGGCAGGGCGAGUGUGGACAUAAUCAAAACGAGGGGCUUCAAAGUUUCUGCGCUGGAGAUUGAGUCAAAGCUGCUGGAGGCAGCAGUGUUGGGAGUGCAGGAAAGGCAGCAGGGAGAGGCAGUGGCGGCAGUGGUGGUGCUGGGAGCAGCACAGCAGCAGAAUCACCAUCUGUCAAUCACCCUAUCUCCCCUUUUCCCCUCCCAGCAUCCUCUCAUAUCCGAGGCAGCAGUGUUGGGAGUACCGGAGAGGCAGCAGGGAGAGGCAGUGGCGGCAGUGGUGGUGCUGGGAGCAGCACAGCAGCAGCACCAGCAGCAGGGCGUUACUGGGGAAAGUGUUGCUUACACCUGCGAAAAUGCAUGCCCUGUGAUCACUCUGGACGAGCUGAGGAAAUGGGCAGCCCCCCGCAUGGCUCACUAUAAGGUGCCAUCUCGCCUGAGAGUCGUUGCCACCAUGCCUUGCAACGCCAUGGGGAAGGUGAACAAGAAGGAUCUCCUGAAGAACCUUUUUGCCCCCAUGCAGCAGUCAUGA
This is a messenger RNA of Closterium sp. NIES-65, 3903 nucleotides long. The record is from the annotation of a GenBank genome assembly. NCBI's taxonomy places the organism in Eukaryota, Viridiplantae, Streptophyta, Zygnematophyceae, Desmidiales, Closteriaceae.